AUGGCCAUGGUCACGCCUACUCCCGAGCUGCCUUUGAGCAAGGCAGACUACCGGCACGUAUACGAACCGGCAGAGGAUACGUUUGCGCUCUUGGAUGCGCUCGACGGUGAUGCGGAUCGCCUACGGUCGCUCAACGGUGGCGCUGGCAUGCUAUGCGUCGAGAUUGGGUGUGUACUUCUGCUCCAGCUCGUCGCUAGCUAGCUAGCUCUAGCUGCCUCUACCCCAAUCUGUGCAUUUGCGCGGUAUGCGGUUGCAGAAUAUGCAGAGAUUUGACCACGCUCCAUCUUUUCCUUUUUUUUCUUUUUGCAAUUGGAUAGGAGCGGAAGCGGGUGCGUGUCCGCUUUCCUUGCCGCGCUUCUAGGCGCCACAAAUGCUGGUGAGAGGCCCGCUUUCUUGUGCUAGCCGUCAAGCAGCGUGAUUCUCUCUCACUGACGAGAUCUGCGCCGCUUGUAGCUUUCCUGACGUUGGAUGUCAACGACAAGGCAAAUGUUGCGACGGGGCGCACAGGCACGGCAAAUGGGGUGCGUGACUGACCGGGCAGGAUGGGCAGGAUGGGCAGGAUGAGUGGACGUCAUCUUGGCCACUGAUCUCGACUUGCUCAUGGCUGAAUGCAAUGCGUAGGUGCACUUGUCUCCCAUUCGCUCGGAUAUGUUGUCCGCCCUCUUCUCGAGGUGCAGCAGUCGCAGUGAGACCGCCACAUCCGCUCUCAUCGACAUAUUGCUCUUCAACCCGCCCUAUGUACCCACGACAGAAGCCGAAGAAGCUGCCGCACAGGCAGAUCAAGCCAUUGCAGGCGCAUGGGCCGGCGGAUCAAUGGGCACCCGUCUGGUCGAUCAACUCAUCGAACAAGGCAUCGAGGUGAGACAGACCUCUUUCGCAAUUCGUCAAGAAGCUCGCGUGCUAGAAUCUUCAUGUCAAAUCCUUUUCAGACAGUACUUGCUCCUCGAGGCAUCUUUUAUCUCGUAGCAAUCAGAGGGAAUGAUCCGCCAGCUCUGAUUCGGCGACUCGAGGCCCGCGGGCUGUCUGCACAGGUGAUUGACGCUCUUCCUCGGCCGCCGUGAGAUUCUCUUGACUGACCUUGGUCGUCGCUUACCUGUACAGAUCGCUUUGCAGAGGCGGGCUGGGGGAGAGCAUCUCUUCAUCAUCAGAGCACAGCGCAAGUGA
Molecule: messenger RNA, 1164 nt
Organism: Ceraceosorus bombacis
Lineage: Eukaryota; Fungi; Basidiomycota; Exobasidiomycetes; Ceraceosorales; Ceraceosoraceae
Source: the annotation of a GenBank genome assembly